Anolis sagrei ordinatus is the source of this 2938-nucleotide messenger RNA. RefSeq names its product protein tyrosine phosphatase domain containing 1 (gene PTPDC1). Gene Ontology annotation, biological process: protein dephosphorylation; cilium assembly. The record is from RefSeq and is a predicted model, not a curated record. Gene Ontology annotation, molecular function: protein tyrosine phosphatase activity; protein tyrosine/serine/threonine phosphatase activity. Gene Ontology annotation, cellular component: cytoplasm. NCBI's taxonomy places the organism in Eukaryota, Metazoa, Chordata, Lepidosauria, Squamata, Anolidae.
AAAAUGAUCAUGUGACAUCAUUUUCCAGAGAAAGGCUAUUUUCUCCUGUAAAAUACUCCACAUAGUUCAGAUUUUAUUCAUGACACUUCAGUUGAGAUUUCUUGAACACUAUUAGUUUCAGAGUAUGUGCUAUAGAGAAGCUGCCUCUUAUCCAAGAAGAGCAUUUAUUCAAGACUCUUUAACUUUUCCCUUUUCAUAUGAAACUAUUUGGGAGUUCUUGAUCCAUUGGGAAUAAUCUGCUUUGAGCGAUUGUAAUCCAGCAGGAAACAUUGUGUGUCCCACACAGAAUCAAUUGAUAUAGGAUUUUUCAGUGAGUUCAUUGUUGGUUUCCAUGGAGACUAGCCAGCCUAUCGGGAACAGCCAUUAGAUCAUACAGAAAGAUGCAUGUCUCUUUGUAAGUUCAGUACUGAGCAAGUCAGAUUCCUCGCUCGGCUUGACUUUCCUCCAGCAUAUCCAAGCUGCUGCAAGUAGUGGCCACCGAUCAUGCAAGGCUCACCCAGGAGACGCCUGACAGUGAAUAUUUUCAGCAACUUUUUUCAGGGUCGGAGACAUUCUUCCUCCGAUCCCCUUCUCCGCGUACUUCAUAGGCGACGGAGUUCAGUGGUAGAGGUCCUCUCAACUUCUACACACAGAGUUAUGGUGGCAAUUUCCUCCGUAAACCCAGAGGAAUUAAAUGCUGCUUUCUAUGAGAGAAAAAGAAGGUCUAGGCGUCCUACGGCAAAAUACACAAAAGUUGGAGAGCGUCUUCGCCAUGUCAUCCCUGGUCAUAUGCAAUGCUCUAUGGCAUGUGGUGGCCGUGCUUGCAAAUAUGAAAAUCCAACUCGAUGGAGUGACCAAGAACAGGCUGUUAAAGGGCUCUAUUCUUCCUGGGUUACAGAUAAUAUUUUAGCCAUGUCUCGACCCUCAACAGAACUUAUUGAAAAGUAUAAUAUUAUUGAACAGUUCCAAAGAUGUGGUAUAAAAACAGUAAUUAACCUCCAACGUCCUGGGGAACAUGCUAGCUGCGGGAAUCCACUGGAACAAGAGAGCGGUUUCACCUACCUUCCUGAGGCUUUCAUGGAGGCGGGAAUUUAUUUUUAUAACUUUGGAUGGAAGGAUUAUGGCGUGGCCUCCCUCACAACUAUCCUCGAUAUGGUAAAAGUGAUGACUUUUGCCUUACAGGAAGGGAGAGUAGCUGUUCAUUGUCAUGCAGGACUUGGCAGAACAGGCGUUUUAAUAGCUUGUUACUUGGUUUUUGCAACAAGAAUGACUGCUGACCAAGCAAUUCUUUAUGUCAGGGCAAAAAGACCUAAUUCUAUUCAAACUAGGGGGCAACUACUAUGUGUGAGAGAGUUUUCACAGUUUUUAAUUCCACUAAGAAACGUGUUUGCAUCCUGUGAGCCCAAAGCACAUGCAGUGACUCUUUCCCAGUACCUGAUCCGGCAGCGGCAUUUGCUCCAUGGUUAUGAAAGUCGACAUCUUAAACAUGUGCCAAAACUUAUUCAUCUGGUUUGCAAACUGCUCUUGGAUUUGGCUGAAAACCGGCAGAUGAUAGAACAGGAACUUAUGGAUCUACCAGAUCUCUCAGCUGAAAUUCAGGAGACUGUUUCCCAGCUAGAUUCCACAGAGCUUGAAAAAGAGCUAACAAGGCAAGACAGCAGUGCUUCAGAGCCAUUCUCCCUCUCAGGAUCAAAUCCUGUGAAUCCCAGUGACAAUGAAUGUGAUUCCCUUUGGAGGAGGAGGAACGUUGAUUACCUUCAGCCUCUCAGUCGUUCAAAAAGACGUAUGAGCUACAGUGACUCAGAUUUAAGAAGAGCUGUGUUUGUUUCUGAGCAAGGAGAGACACCCUGGUCAGUGCCUGUGCAAAUGCCACUCCGCAACAAGGAAAACCAGCAAGGUAGCGAUGAGAACAAUCAGACAAACAUGGCAGACUUAAACAGAGAAGUUUUAAUUCGAAAUACAUUUACUUUCGCAAGUCAGGGUAAAUUUAAUUUAAAUAGAAAAGAUCGUAAUUCUCAAUCUUGCCGCAAAGGCAGCUUUCCCAAAGAAGUACAGCGUAGUAAAACCUAUUCUUCAGGCCUUACAUGUCAUCGGAAGGAAGAGGAAGAGGAAGAUGACGAGGAACUGAAAGCAUUAAACUAUAAUUGUUCAAGAAUAGCUAAUUUUUAUGGUAAAAGAAUGUGGUCCUCAGAAGAAGACUCAGACACCUGUAAAGCAGAGCAUGACUUGUAUAAUAAUAGAGACCCCUCUGAAAUUCCCCAUAUUAUUGUACAGUCUGAGCUCACUCUGGAGGGACGACGAGAGUUGGCAGCCAAAGCCCUUGCAGAUGUAAAUGAAUUUAUGGAAGCUGAAGAAGUGAAGCAGAGAGUGGAAAUAUGGCAGAAAGAACUAAAUUCUCAGAAUGGAGCCUGGGAUAAGAUAUGUGCUGAGAGAGAUCCUUUUAUCCUCAGUAGUUUGAUGUGGUCAUGGAUCGAGCAACUUAAAGAACCUGUCCUAAACAAGCAUGAUGUUGAGGUGUUAGCAAAAGAAAAUGUAGACUCACAAGAAGCACUUACAUUACUAGAUAAGGGAAAAUAUCAUACUAUACUGUGCAUCUUAAACUGUGUGGUGGGUUUGCAGACCAUACCAACUGAUGUGGAAGAGAUGUUUCUUGAUCGAGCUGUUAAAGCAUUUACAAAGGUGAGUUGUGAUGCUGAAGAUGGAGCAUACAUUUACAACAUUUUGAAGAAUGUUUUCAGACAGAUCCUGGAACACCAAAGAAAAUCUUCCAAGGAAGGAUCAGAAAAGCCAUUAUGAUGCUUAUAGUACUAAGCUAUAGAUUUCUGGAGCCCUCCAAAGCUACCGUUCAUUUAAUUAUUUUGUAUCUCCUGGUUUCUGUUAAGUUAUUGUAUCUACAUAUGUAUAUAAAUUGAUAUUUAAGUUGCCAUUUUUGGAUUUGUACUGUGGCAUUUGGUAUUUG